CGUUAACUCUGCCCUCGCACUCCCACGUAUUUAAUGACGGCCCCCGCUCUCUAUCGUCAGAGAACACGACCGACCGACGCCAUGCCACGCUCCUCUCUCUUUCUCCUUCUCCUCCUCCUCCUCCCUCUCCCCUCUUUCUCCCACUCCUCCUGCCACCCAUCAGACCGUGACCUUCUCUCCCUCGCCUUCAGAUCCGUCUCAGGAUUCCAACUCCCCGCCCUGGCACCCGACGACGAUCCAAACUGCCCCAAAAUUCGGCAGAUAAGACUUCCCAAUAGGAAGCUCAGCGGCACCGUGUCUUGGGUGUUCCUGCGGAACAUCACUGGUCUCCGGGUCCUCGACCUCUCCGGCAACGCCCUUGACGGUUCUAUCCCAGGCCCCUUCUGGUCCGCCCCGGCCCUUCUCGAGGUCAACCUCUCCGCCAACCGCUUCGGCGGCGCCCUCCGGUUCGAACCGGGCACGGCCCAGCCACCCCUCGAGGUCCUCAACGUCUCCGACAACCGGUUCACCAGCGCGGUGGGCCUCUCCGUGUUCCGCGGCCUCCAAGUGCUCGACCUCUCCGGGAAUCAUGUCGGCGUCGUGCCGGUUGCCUGGGAUGCCCUCAAAGGUUUGAAACAUCUAGACGUUUCUCGUAACUCCAUGGCCGGGGAUUUUCCUAAAGACUUCCCGCCGCUCGCUGGCCUUCGCUUCUUAAACGUCUCGUUUAAUAACUUAACUGGCGUGGUGAAGCCCAUGGAGGUCAAGAAGUUUGGGAGAUCCGCGUUUAUAGAAGCCGGCUCUCUUAACUUCUCUUCUUCAGCGACCGCGGGCCCCGCUCCCUCUUCUUCUUUAGCUUAUCAUGGGAAGAAACGUAAAUCAAAGAGUCAUGAAGGGGCCCUAAGGUUGGGAGUUACAAUAGCCGCCGCCUCUGUUGUUGUCCUCUCUCUGUUAGCCUGUGUCUUAUAUGCGAUGAUGAGGAAGAGGAGGAAGAGAAAGGGACAGAAGGAUGGGCGGAAGGAAGAGGACCCAGCGGCCGAGGCCUCGGCGGUGGGGAAGGAGGCUGGGUGGGUGGCAGAGGCGAGGUGGACGGCGCCGGUAGUGGUGUUCGAGAAGCCGCUGAUGGAGCUGACGUUCGCGGACCUGGUGACGGCCACGUCGGGGUUCGGGCGGGAGUCGCAGCUGGCGGAGGGCGGCAGGAGCGGGCCGGCUUUCCGGGCGGUGCUCCCUGGAGACAUGCACGUGGUGGUCCGGGUGCUGGAGGCUGCCCGCGAGGUGGACGAGCGGGAGGCCGCCACCGCCUUCCGCGACCUCGCCCGCCUCCGUCAUCCCAACCUCCUCCCCCUCCUCGGUUACUGCAUUGCAGGAAGGAAGAAGCUGCUGUUAUACGAGUACAUCGCGAAGGGAGACCUCCACCGGUGGCUCCACGAGCUACCGGCGGCCCGCCCCGACAUUGAGGACUGGAGCAGCGACACGUGGGAGAUCCACCACGGCGACGAGAGGAGGCUGCCGGCGGCGGCACCGUCGGAGGUGGGGAGCUGGCCGAUGCGGCAUCGGAUCGCGCUAGGCAUCGCGCGUGGUCUGGCUUUCCUCCACCAGGGGUGGGCUGGCUCGCGGCAGGCCGUAGUCCACGGCCAUCUCGUCCCGACCAACAUUCUCCUCGGCGAGGACCUGGAGCCCCGGAUCGCCGACUUCGGGGUGGCAGCAGGUGGCGAGGGCACGGCGGUUGGGGACGUGUACAGCUACGGGGUGGUGUUGAUGGAGCUGGUGACGGGGAGGGCGGGGUGGUCGGAAGCGAAGGUGGGAUGGGCCCGGAAGCUGGUGAGGGAGGGGCGGGCGGCGGAGGCGGUGGACCCCAGGCUGAGGGUAUGGCCGGAGUGGGAGAAGGAGGCGGUGGAGUGCCUUCGGGUGGGAUAUCUCUGCACCGCCGAGUCGUCGGAGAGGCGGCCCACCAUGCAGCAGGUUGUGGGGCUCAUCAAAGACGUGCGCCCUCCCCCCGCCACCACCUCAUCGUCCUCGUCUUCUUCUCAUUAAAGGAAGCACCGAAUCCUACUCCUUUACUUUUCUUCUUUUAAUAUUAUAGUUCUUCUUAAAAUCUCAUUAGGUAAUCUAUGUUUCUUGUUGUUUUGUUGAGAGGAGGGACAGAGAACAGUGGGGUGGGGAAAAGAAAUGGGAGUAGAGACAAAGCGACUACUAUGACUGGAGACUGUGGGGGGUUUGUUGUCGAUCAGCGAAUCCCACUAGCUCGCUAUCUUUUAGGUUUGCAUAGGAGAGUCCAUGGGGGGUAAGUUUUAGACAAAGAAGUUGAGGACAGUGAUGGCUCCAGGAUGGGGGAGGAGAAGAAAGAGAGUAGGAAGGACGGUGCUGCUUGUCGUUUUGCGGCCGGCUAGUUAGAGAGAGGGGUAUCUUUUUUUUGUUCCUACUUGUUUAUUUCUAUGCUUUUUGGAUUUAGUUUAGUUGCUUUUAGAUUCUUAAGACUUGUGAUCAGGACAAAAGGAUGCUGGAUGAUUUCUACCUGCAAUUCGAUACUAUGCUGUUGGGCUGUAUUCCUGUACCAGAUAAGGUUGAACAAAUGCUAGAGGCCGCAGCCGGAACUUAAUAUCGGCCUUGCCACCAAGGAAAGUUUUACAAUCCCUGCAUUUAGAUUUCUUUUUUAAAGUGAGGAUACUUGGCUAAAUUUUAUCGGCUGUGCCACUUUUGCCUGCACCCUCUAACCAUCAAGAAUGUUGCGUGCGUGUGUGUGGUACGAAACUUUGGUUUUUAUAUGAAAGGAAAAAAACUCAUCUAGAUUUGUU
Molecule: messenger RNA, 2771 nt
Organism: Elaeis guineensis (African oil palm)
Lineage: Eukaryota; Viridiplantae; Streptophyta; Magnoliopsida; Arecales; Arecaceae
Source: RefSeq, a predicted model, not a curated record